Magallana angulata is the source of this 1601-nucleotide messenger RNA. Its product is annotated as sesquipedalian-1-like. The coding region runs from base 380 to 1123 and encodes 247 amino acids. Gene Ontology annotation, cellular component: recycling endosome; early endosome; trans-Golgi network. Lineage: Eukaryota; Metazoa; Mollusca; Bivalvia; Ostreida; Ostreidae. Gene Ontology annotation, biological process: retrograde transport, endosome to Golgi; receptor recycling; endosome organization. The transcript has a single exon. The record is from RefSeq and is a predicted model, not a curated record.
AAGUGGUGUCCGGGGCUUCAGUGUAGGCGGAGAGAAAGUGUCACCAAUGAUUGUUGAGCUAAAAUGUAGGACAUAAACGGUGUGUUAUUUAUCUCCACGGAGAGUGUUAUUAAGCGUUGAUGUUGAGAAGGUUAUCAAUACUAAUUGCAUGAAUUCACGAUCACCAAAAAUAACACAGAGAGGUGAGAUAGUAGCGUGUAACAGUUAGUAUAGAUUGGUGCAACGGUCAAUUACAUGCGUGUUUGUAACACUGUGUAAUAUGAUCCUGGUUAAGGAUACAUUGUGAAGGACAGUUCAGUUUAAAAGUAGGUCAUGACAACAUGUCGUAACUUCCUAUUAUUAAUUAAUUUAUGACGGGAGUUUAGAAAUUAACGUCAAAAUGAGGAUAAAUGAGAAAAGUUUGGCCAAAUUCGCCAGCAGCGGGGCACCUGCAGACAAGGAAGGGUAUCUGUUGAAGAAAGGGGAGCUCAACAAAGGCUACCAGAAAAGAUACUUUGUGUUAAAAGGGAAUCUACUCUUUUAUUAUGAGAAAAGAUAUGACAAAGAACCCGUCGGUGUUAUAGUGUUGGAGGGCUGCACAAUUGAGCUUUCUGAAAACAUUGAUGGAUUUGCAUUUCAAGUUGUUUUUCCAAAGACAGGGUGUCGAACAUAUCACAUGGCAGCAGAUUCUCAGGAAGAAAUGGAGGCCUGGAUGAAAGUGAUGUCUUGUGCCAGUUAUGACUACAUGAAAUUGAUGGUGGCGGAAUUAAGGCAACAGUUGGAUGAAUUAAAAGAAAACAGUCAACAGCAGUUGUUAGAGAAUGCCAUGAGAGAUAGCCACUUGGUCUUGUCCAGUUAUUCGUCCAUGGAGGACUCGGAUGAGCGAACCUCAAUGAAAUCAAAUCAACGACAUGUCAGGUUUAACCCUUUCAAUGACCCUAGUUCUCAAAACAAAAGUGAAAGUAGGCAUUUAUUUGACACUUUAGAUGAUGAACAUACACAUGUGGCUAAGGGGCCACCUAAAUCAUUUUUGCAGCUUCAUGAAGAAUAUGGGCAACAGGUGAAAACACUUGGUGAACUUUGGAGAGGAAGCUUUACAGAGAGACCAGCAUCUGCUUUUGAGCUGUCACAUUCUUUAUGCUAGCUAACUUUUGAAUUAUUGUUUUCCUCUUGUGGUGGUUUUUAUCUGUAUUUACAGCAUAAUCAACUCUUGUUCUUAGAUGGGAUUUUUUAAAAAGACAAUCAAAUAACAGGCUAUUUAAUGAUAGUAAUCAUAUGUGGUGCUUUAAUAUAAUGUUAUCUGUAUGAUUUGUUUAUAUGAAAUGGAUUGGAUUGGAUAUGAUUGAACUGUACAUGUAUGCUUGCUCCUAGGUAACAGAUUUCAUUUGACGUGUGUUUGAAAAUACCAUAUUGUUUAUAUAGUUAAUUAUUUUUAAACAAAUCUGUUGAAGAAUGUGUAAUGAAAAGGAAGAAAAACUAGAAUGAAAACUAAUUCCUGUAUGAUCAAGAAGUAAUUACAUGUAAAGGUAUCAUUGCUCAAUUUUAAUUUUCUGUAGCAUUAUAGAAGCCAAUGGCUGUGUUCACUGUUCUUUUCAUUAAUUAAAAUGAAAGUUUGAAAACCA